Molecule: messenger RNA, 2190 nt
Organism: Pararge aegeria (speckled wood butterfly)
Lineage: Eukaryota; Metazoa; Arthropoda; Insecta; Lepidoptera; Nymphalidae
Gene: heph
Product: polypyrimidine tract-binding protein 1
Exons: 15
Coding region: 113-1831 (572 amino acids)
Biological process (GO): regulation of RNA splicing; mRNA processing
Cellular component (GO): nucleus
Molecular function (GO): mRNA binding
Source: RefSeq, a predicted model, not a curated record
GUUACCGUUUUAAACUAAGGUGUCUUAAUUACUUUUAAAUGCAAUUCUUUUGAACGUUACACUUUCAAGUUUUGUUUUAUCUUUUGAAUACUUUUGUGUUAAGUUUCGUAAAAUGAUGAUAUUUAAUUUGAGUGAUUUUUUAUCAAGGUUUCAUUACGUUUGUGAUGAACGAGCUAGUUAUCCUGAUGUGGAAACGGGUGGUCCAGUGGAGAGGGGCUCGGACGAGCUUCUUUCGCAGAGUGGCGUCACCGUCAUGGCGCCCGCGGCUCCACAUCAUGCCGACAAUAACAACCAGGAUUCAGCCGCCAAAAAGGUGAAACUGGAACAAAAUGUCGGCAAGCCAUCAAGGGUUAUCCACAUACGGAACAUACCAAACGAGACGACGGAAGCCGAGAUUAUACAGCUGGGCCUGCCCUUCGGGCGGGUCACCAACGUGCUCGUUCUCAAAGGAAAAAAUCAGGCGUUCCUGGAGAUGGCGGAAGAAAUAUCGGCGGUCGCAAUGGUGGCUUACUUUGGCGGAUGCGUAGCACAGCUACGCGGGCGCGCUGUCUACGUGCAGUUCUCUAACCACAAGGAGUUGAAGACCGAUCAAUCACACAGCAAUGCGUCAGCGUCAGCGCAAGCAGCACUUCAAGCUGCGCAAGCGAUUUCAAACAGCGCGGGUGCUGCUCUAGUUGCCGGCGCUGGCGCGGCCCUCCAACCGGCCAACGGUGGAACGGAAAUUCAGGUACAGGGCGGGCCAAACACCGUGCUACGGGUGAUCAUAGAGCAUAUGCUGUACCCCAUAGUCCUUGACGUGCUGUACUCAAUCUUCCAGCGGUACGGGAAAGUGCUCAAAAUCGUAACCUUCACUAAGAACAAUUCAUUUCAAGCUCUAAUCCAGUACCCAGACACCGGGUCAGCGCAAAUGGCGAAAACGGCUUUGGACGGGCAGAACAUUUACAACGGGUGCUGCACUCUGCGCAUCGACUACUCAAAGAUGACUUGCCUCAACGUCAAAUACAACAACGACAAGUCGCGCGACUACACCAACCCGACGCUGCCCUCCGGCGACGGCGACGCGCACCAGCUGUUGACCAGUGGCGGAGUUUUGGCACCUCCGUUCUUAGGCCUGGGAUCGGGCUUAGCCUCACCGUACGGCGUGGGAGUCGGCGGAGUUGGACUGCCAGCCUUCGGAGCUCUCACUCUGACACCAGCAUCGCCUGCCCUACGUGCGUUAGCUGCACCACCGCUGCCGCUGGCUACAGUACUCCUCGUCUCCAAUCUUAAUGAAGAGAUGGUCACGCCUGACGCUCUCUUUACCCUUUUCGGGGUGUAUGGUGACGUGCAACGAGUGAAAAUUCUCUACAAUAAAAAGGAUUCAGCCCUAAUUCAGAUGGCAGAGCCGCACCAGGCUCACCUAGCGAUGACCCACAUGGAUAAAUUGCGCGUCUUCGGUAAAGCGAUGCGUGUGAUGCUCAGCAAACACCAGACAGUACAGCUGCCCAAGGAGGGACAACCGGACGCGGGUCUGACUAGGGACUAUUCCCAGAGUCCGCUUCAUAGAUUCAAGAAGCCCGGCAGCAAAAACUACCAGAACAUUUACCCGCCGAGCGCUACGUUACAUCUGUCCAACAUUCCAGCCACGGUCUCUGAGGAUGACAUCAAGGAAGCUUUCACCAAACGGGGAUUCACAAUCAAGGCGUUCAAAUUCUUCCCGAAGGACCGGAAAAUGGCUCUCGUACAACUACCGUCGAUCGACGACGCGGUAGCGGCACUCAUCAAAAUGCACAAUUAUCAGCUCUCGGAGUCCAACCACCUCAGAGUGUCCUUCUCGAAAUCAAGUAUUUAAACAAAACGACCAAACGCCUCCUCGGAAUAUCACACAACAGUCGUUCAAAAUCUACACGCAAACGAGGUUGGACCCUUUCGGAUGACUUACAGCGUAACCUAACUUUCAAGCCUUAUCGUUCGGUGAUACGACUGUACAUCGCACGAGUACCUCUCUCAUUAAUCGAGAACAUCACUCGACUGAAAAUUAUAUUAUAUCUGUAUUACGCUUACUCGGAUCAGUAUAGAAGUUAAGUGCUAACUCUAUUUCAUUAGAAUACGUACUAUUACUGUACACUCCUUUUUUUCUUACCCUUCUUAUAAUGUAAGCAAUCUUUUCAUUACUCUUUAGUGUAAAGUGUGUUUUAAAAAGAUAAAAAA